This is a messenger RNA of Sparassis crispa, 6543 nucleotides long. RefSeq lists its product as hypothetical. Gene Ontology annotation, biological process: DNA integration. The record is from RefSeq and is a predicted model, not a curated record. Gene Ontology annotation, molecular function: nucleic acid binding; zinc ion binding. Lineage: Eukaryota; Fungi; Basidiomycota; Agaricomycetes; Polyporales; Sparassidaceae. The transcript is spliced from 6 exons. Bases 1 to 6543 code for a protein of 2180 amino acids.
AUGGAUCCUCAGGCUCAGCUCGCCGCACUUCCUGCUGGCCUUCCCGAGGACACCUAUCACGCUCUCGAGGCAAUCCUUCAUGAUCUUGACCACUGCGUUACUCACGCUCAGGCCCCAGCCCUUUCUGCCAACGAUAUCCGCAUUGCCCUCGAACACGGUUUUGCGAACACCCAAUUCAAUCUCCCUCCGGCACAUUUUACUCUCCCGCCUGCUCCUCCUCCGCCACCUGUUUCUGUGCAUCCCGGCCAAUUCAAGGUCGACCUCGCACAUUUCCACAGCAAGGAUAGCGACGAUCUUGGUGCUUGGCUGACGUUGAUCGAGGAUUACCUCCGAGGUCAGCACAUUCCCGAGGUGGAUUGGCCGUUACAAGUCCCGAUGCUGUUCCGUGGUGAGGCUCAGCAUUGGUACGUUGCACAGAAGAAGAAGAUCGGGCGCGGCUUUACCUGGGCUGAGUUGCGAAAGGCUCUGACAGACAAGUUCGAUACACCGUUGCGUGUUGAGACUCUGCGCAAUGAGCUGCGUUCUAUUCCUGAGGUUGACAUAACGUUUGGUGACCGCUUGUCGAAUUUUCUCAGCCGUCUUCCAGUCGAGUUUGCAAAGGACAUCCGCUGCGACAAGCCGAAGAAUGUCAAGGAGAUGUAUUUUUCGGCGCGCGAGAUCGAACGCCUCUCAAACCUUCAUCAUGUCCCUGCGCAGCAUCAGAACAACACGAACGGUUUCCGCAAGAAGACGAAAGGGUUUACUCACUGUCUUUUUUCAUCAUCUUCGUCUUCUCUGUCUGCCGCAUCAUCCUCACCUUUGGCUCCUCCUACGUCUUCGUCACCAUCUACUGGUCCAGUUCCGAUGGACCUUGAUGCGAUGGAACAGCCACCGCCACUGAAGAUGAAGGAUCGGGUUAGCCGUGUACGUUGCUUUAACUGCAAUGGCCUUGGCCAUUAUAGCCAAAAUUGUCGCUUACCUCGGAAACGUCGUCCUCCGCAGGAGUUGAACCUCUUCGAGGGAAGCGAGCCCCCGCUGUUCACUGAUUGCUGCGAGGAACCGUUGGAGUUAUCAGUGCUUGGUCUAUCCGAUGACGCACCUGAACCUCAUUUAUUGCCCACCUAUGCUGUCCAGCUCGCUCCCAGUGUCAAUGCGAAGCCUCUUCAGCUCGCGUCGGCCAUUAUUAAUACUGGUGCCGCCUACUGCUAUAUCAAGCCGUCAGUUGUCAGAAGGGCUAAUCUUACGACGUACCCUAUGACAGCUCAUUCUGUUCGCGGUGCGGGUGCCACUACCACGUCAGCUUGGGCUCAUUUCACCAUCAAAAUCGGGGGUUGGCAGAAGCCGAUUUGCGCAUUCAUUUUGGACACCGAUACACUGCGCUUCGACAUGGUUAUCGGCCAAGAAUGGCUGCAGAAGUAUAAUGCGCAGCCUGAUUGGGCUACGCACUCUUGGUUCUUGAUGGAUCCGCGUACUUGUCAGGUUGUACGGCUGCAUGCCAUGACUGUACAGCAGCCUCUUCCCCUGCCGCGCAUCGCUGGAGUCACUGCAUCAAACCGUUGGGCUUCUCUUGUAGCUGCCCCGUUGGAGUUGUACUCGUUAGCUGAAGAACCUGUAACUGAGUCUCCGCAGGAAACCUCUGGCCGCAAAUCCCCACUAGCGAAGAUCAAAUCGUUUGGUGCGUGCUUGCAUGCGCGUAUGAAGGCAAAGUUUCCAUGGUUAUUUCGUACGAAGCUUGGUGCACCACCGGCAGGUCGAUGUGAACAUGUCAUCGAUGUGACUGGAACACGACCAAUUCGUGCGCAUGGGCGUCCUUUAUCACCACCGGAGCACGAGGAGGUUCGGAAGUUUGUUGACGAAGGUCUGCGGGAUGGAAUUAUUGAACCGAGCAAGUCUCCGUGGUCCGCGCCAUUGAUUCUCAUUCGGAAGAAGGACGGGAAAAUGCGGGUAUGUGUUGAUUUCCGUCAGCUUAAUAACUUCACUGUACGGAAUGCUUACCCUCUUCCUCGUAUCGAUGAUUCCUAUCAAAAUCUUUGUGGCGCGCAUUUCUUCACGACCCUUGACUUGCGAUCCGGUUACUGGCAGAUCCCACUCAGUGCUGCAUCACGCCCGCUGACCGCGUUUGCUACGCGUUUCGGCCACUAUCAGUUUCGCGUUAUGCCUCUUGGCCUCUGCAAUGCACCUGCGACUUUCCAGAACUUUAUGAACGACCUCCUUCGUUCGCAUCUUGAUCGCUGCAUAAUGGUCUACCUUGAUGACAUCAUCAUCUACUCACCGAACCUUCCGCAGCAUCUCACUGAUGUCGACUGGGUCCUCACCCGUCUUGGUCACCAGGGUCUGAUCCUACACGAGGACAAAUGUCAGUGGGUUCAAACCGAGUUGACUUAUCUCGGGCACAUUGUUUUUAUUGCCGGUGUCCAUCCGAAUCCAGAGAAAGUCCAGGCCAUCACUGAAUGGCCACGUCCCAAUAACGUUACUCGUCUUCGCGGUUUCCUCAAUCUUACUGGCUACUACCGCCGUUUCAUGAAAGGGUUUGCGAAGAUUGCUGGGCCAAUGUACGAUGUAUUGAAGGGCAAUCCCCAGAAGCGUGCUGAAAUUAAAUGGUCAGCCCCUUGCGAACAGGCUUUUGUCGCUUUGAAAUCGCGACUUACCUCUGCUCCUCUUCUCAGUUACCCAUCACCUUGGUGUCUCUUCGUUCUCGAUGUUGAUGCUUCGGGCCAUGCUAUUGGUGGUAUCCUCCAUCAAUCGCAAAAUGAUUUUCCCAAGGGGGAGGGAGAUCGCUCACACUUCGCAUUCAAGGAGUCUGAUCUUCGGCCGAUUGCUUUUGAAUCAUGUCGUAUGACCCCGACUGAGCAGCGGUACUCCACACAGGAGCGCGAAAUGCUUGUGAUUGAUCACUGUUUGCAGAAAUGGCGAAGCUACGUUGAAGGCUCACCUGUUGUUGUGCGUUCCGACCAUGAAUCUUUGAAGUACUUCUUGUCGCAGAAACAUUUGGGUCGCCAUCUUGCCCGUUUCGCUGAUAACAUCGCACACUUUGAUGUGCUAAUCCGGUACCACCCCGGUCGUAAUCCGCUUGCCGCUGAUGCAUUGUCCCGUCGUGAUGGCCAAGCUGAUGUUCCAGACUACGAGGCCUCUGGCCCAUUGUUUGUGAACCCGAUGGAGCCAGCAGUGGACCAUGAUAGGUCAGCGCUUUUCGAGACUUUGAAGAAAUGGAGAGAAGACUUACUUCGAGAUGUUAGUGCUGAGCCGAGUCGUCGCGGCUUCCUCGUCCGCGAUGGUGCACUCUUUCACUCUGUUGACCUUGGUCAGGGCGAAGUCUUCUUGCCAGUUCCGGUGAACCUUGACGAGGCCUUGCGGGUCAUUCGGGAGGUAUACACCGACCUCGGACAUCUCGGUGUUCGUGCGGUUGCGGAAGCAUUGAAGUCGCGUGUAUGGCUGCCAAUUGUCACUGAGUUAGUCGAAUUCGUUAUCCGUCGCUGCGAUGCUUGCCAGUUCACGCAGCGCGAGGCUCCACCUGCCCAGCCGUUGCACCCACUUCCUCGUACGGAUGUCUUUGAUCGUUGGGCUUUCGACUUUAUAGGUCCCCUGGUGAAAUUGAAAGAAGGAAAUGAGUAUAUUCUUACCGCCAUGGAUCACGGCACCGAUUUUGCCUACGCGACUGCAAUUCCACGCCAUUCUCAUAUUGCUGUCAUCGCGUUGCUGCGCCGCCUUAUCACGACCCAUGGGAAGCCUUCCACCAUCCUCACGGAUAAUGGAGAGGAAUUUCUGUCGUAUCCUUUUCAGAAUUAUCUUCAAAUAUCUCCACCGACAAACCUCCCUUUCGAGAGGGCAAGGGAGCCGAUUCCGGGUCCACUCCCCUCUGCCUCUGCUGUCGCCGGCCCGGCCACAAGUUCUCUCAAUGCACGGAAACGACAAUGGCGCAAGGAGUCGACACGCUCUCGAGAUAUCUCAACAACAAGCUCGUACUCCGUUCCAACUCAGCCCCUCUCUGCAUCACCUUCCAACUCAAUUCCGCCAAGCACAUCUGCAAACAGCACCAUCCUGAACAACAUGUCUGUUCUUUCUGCGGCUCCUCCGAGCACGGAGCCUGUGCGAGAAAAUGCACCUAAUGAGGGCGACGUGACCCUCCUUCUUGGCGUGCGGCUACGUCUUCUUGAUGACUUUGAGGAGUGGUAUCCCCCUCCUGAUCUCUCUGCUCCCAACAAGCCUCAUGUGUACUUCAAUGAUCUGCGAUUUGAGCCCUCUGCAUUUGACAAUGACCCCGAUUUCUCCCUCAUCCUGACUCCAUAUUCCGCGCCCGCAUUCAAGCGCUAUCUUGAAGAUGCCGGCCUCCUCACGCAAUAUCCUGAACUAUGCUUCAAACUCACGCACGGCUUUCCACUCGGCAAUCUCGCCCCCAUUCCCGAAUCAUUUACUCCCAACAACCUCCCUAGCUUGCACAUCCACGCCGAAGUCAUUGCAGAGUACAUAUCUGAAGAACUCGCUCUUGGCCGCUUCAUGGGCCCAUUCACACGAGCACAACUCGAGGCCAAGAUUGGGCCAUUCCGUUCAUCCCCUCUCCAAGUCGCGACGAAAGUCGGUGCAUGUGGUGAACCGGACAAAUUUCGCAUCUGCCGCCAUCUCUCAUACAAGGGCACAGUGGGCCAAUCGGUCAAUGAUGAGAUUGAUGUGAAAGACUAUCCCACGCGAUGGGGGAAAGCCACCGACGUUGCAGAAAUUAUCUCAGCGGCGCCACUUGACACGCAGGUUGCCACGCUGGACAUAGCAGGUGCAUACCACACGAUCCCGGUCAAACCAGACCACAAACGCUUCCUCAUCGUCCUCUUUCGAGGAUUUUUCUACGUUGAUCAUAAUGUACCUUUCGGCCUCGCUUCUGCUUCGGGCCUCCAAGGCGAGGUCGCAGACGCCACCGUCGAUAUAUGGGAAUCUCUCGAGGUACUCCCAGUUGUCAAAUGGGUUGACGACUUUGCUCUCUUCCGCUCUCCGUGUGAGAUCGGAUCUUUCACAAGCAGUGGCUUCCACUACCGCUAUGAUCUCACUCACGCUAAGGAACUUAUCGCUCCGCUAUGCAUCCCAUGGCACUUGACGAAAGGCCAAGAGUUUGCGGACUCAUUUGAUUAUGUCGGUUUCCACUGGGAUAUCGUGUCACGUACCAUCUCUCUCCCCGAGCGCAAACGACUUAAAUACCACGCUCACCUCCUUCUCUUCCUCCAGACCUACGAAAACUCGCAGGUAUCGAAAAAAGAAGCACAGCGGCUCAUCGGGAAACUCUCUCACAUCACGUUUGUAUACCUACACGGUCGCUCAUACAUGAGCAACUUAUUCAUCUGGCUUCGCACAUUCAACAACGACUUCGCCCCGCGCUACAUGCGCUCUUCCAUCAUCUCCGAUCUCAAAUGGUGGCUGUCCACCCUCAUGACUGCCUCCACACCUCGCUCACUAUCCCCUCGUGGAUCUACUCGUGAUUAUGGCAUCUGGGUGGAUGCCUCGACGAGCACAGGCAUCGGUGUCAUAUGGAACAGCUACUGGGAUGCUUGGCACUCCGUCGAGGGCUGGAAAGUACCCGGUCGAGACAUCGGAUGGCUCAAGGGCAUUGCAGCUGAGAUCGCCAUACUCAUCGCAUACCAACUGGGCAUCCGAGAUGCCAACAUCCUCAUCCGGAGUGACAAUGAUGGCAUCAUUGGCACCUUUCAGAAGGGUCGCUCCAACAACAUGGAGACUAAUCUCUGCAUUCGCCGCUCCGAAGAGAUCUUUCGCACGACUGGACUAUCAAUUUCCCUUAUCUACAUCAAUACAAAAGAUAACCUCGCGGACCCCGUAUCGCGGGGGAUCUAUCCCGCUGACUCUUUUCAUCUCCCUCUUUCCAUCUCUCUCCCAGCCGCCAUCUCUCCCUGCAACUAUGGGGCGGGCCUUCUAUGUUUCAUGCAAUACUGUGACCAGCACGCCAUUGGCAAGUCACAGUGCAAGCCGGCAUCGGAGUCACUCCUCGCAGCAUUCGCAGCCUCUGCCGCGGGCAUGAUCUCGGAUAAAACUCUCUCCAACUGGCUCGCCGGUCUCCAUUACUGGCACACAGUCAAUGGUGCAGCAUGGCAUGGACGCGACAUGCUACGCCAUGUCCGACGAGGUGUUGCGAAGCUUGUCCCUCCUGACUCGAAACGCGCAAAAUGGCCACCAGUCACCAUUGAAGCCCUCACAGCCCUGAAAGACGGGCUCAAUCUCUCGAAUGCUUUUGAUGCAGCCGUUUGGGCUAUAGCGAGCAUCGCGUUCUGGUGCUGCUGUCAUCUGGGGGAGCUGGUCAUUCCGAGCACCAACCUGUUCGACGCUCUCAAACACGUAUCACGCCUCGCCCUUCCAGUCACGUUCGGUCAUCUCACCAAUGGCGUGGACUAUGCCACCUUCCAUAUACCAUGGACAAAGACCACCUUACAGGACGGUGCCGAUAUCUCCAUCACUGCGCGCAGUCACUCCACUUGUUCUCUCGCGGUGCUUCAUCAUCACCUUGCAUGCAACAUCGAGAUUUCCGCGUCUGCACCCCUCUUUGUGUUCGAGACGGCGGCUGGCGGCUGA